Molecule: messenger RNA, 3054 nt
Organism: Miscanthus lutarioriparius
Lineage: Eukaryota; Viridiplantae; Streptophyta; Magnoliopsida; Poales; Poaceae
Source: the annotation of a GenBank genome assembly
AUGGUUCUGCCUCAUCGAACCGCGGAACUGCUGGAGGCUGAUGAAGCCCAAAGCUUCGUGCAUAAGCUUCAGCUCAGUGUCUCGAAGGGCCUUCCUCAUGCUGUGCCAGUGCCAGGCUUGAGAACAGAAGAACAUGAGCUGGUUAAGGCUGUUUUCCAGGUGCUGCAAGGCUUCGAGACGUCCUGGCUUUAUUGGGACAGUAACAUGCUUCGGUACCGUGAGAAAGCGGGUAUAUAUGUGACUCAUUUGUCACUGACAGGCCUCAGGUCGUUGUUGAGUCCAUUCCUGUUCACGGCAACAUGCUUAAAGCAAGUGGAGCUUUUUGUUGGGAAGGUUAGGACUCGCCGUCACAAGAUUCCUACGUUGGAUGUGUUCGCUAGCUCGGUUGAUUCUUGGCUUAAGAGGCUCCGCGAAGCAGCUCUGAAGGAGGAAGAGAAGCUAUUUGUUUCAGACAACAGGACUAUAACUCUACUGGGGUUAACUGAUUCAUUGUCAAGUUUACGUUCUGGAGCAGAACAUUUGUCUCAAGUUUUGCAUAGAGCUGUGCCAGAUGGCUUUUGGGAUUCUGGUGCACACGUGGCAUCUAGUGAAGUUGCAGUUCAUAUUCUUGACCAUCUCUUCAAGAAGUUAAAUGAAGUAUGUCUUCUGGAAGACGGCGAGGGUGAGCCAUUUCAUAUGCUGCUAGUGAUAUUUACUGGAAGCUUGUUACCUUAUCUUCAGUGUCUAGAUUCCUGGAUAUAUGAUGGUAUCCUUGAUGACCCUUGUGAAGAGAUGUUCUUUUAUGCAAAUAAUGCGGUUACAAUAGAUCAGCCGGCAUUCUGGGAAAUGAGCUAUAUGCUCAGAGUAAGAGGUUCCAGAGUUGACAGUUCAACAACUUUAACUGAUAGCAAAUCUAUCAAGAAAAAGGAAUCAAGCAACCAGGAAUCUAAUACUGCAGGAGCUUGCUUGAAAGUGAACAAUCAAGGUUGUGUGGAUAUAUUAUGCCCGGUAUUCUUGAAGGAUAUUGCAAGGGCCAUUGUAUCUGCUGGAAAAUCCUUUCAACUUGUCCAACACGUUCAAGACGUACAUCAGAUUCAAACUCGCAAAGGUAAACAUGGGUCUAAUUUGUAUCAGGAUACUAAUUGCAGUGGUCAACAGAAAUUCUGGCCAGAUAUGUCAAGUUUAAGAAUCCACGAUGAUCGUCCAAGAAAUAAAGAUGCUCUUGAAGUAUCCACAAGUCAGUUUGGAAAUGAUUCUCGUGAAAUGGGACUCCUAACCUUGUCUGAAAUUUUCUUGAUAUGCCUAUCUGGUCUGUUAGAAAAUGGUGACCAUGUUUAUGAGUACUUAAGAACACUGCAUGCUGAUAGUGUUCCAAAUAACAAUGCUUUUAUGGAAAAUGGGAGUACUAGCAACUUGAAAGGAACAGAGGAUACAUGUGCAGGGAACAUCACUGAGAAGACUUGGUUAAAGCUCCUAAAGGAUGCUACAUCUGGAAGGCGAUGUGAUGGUAUGGAGAAGACCAUAAAUGCUGUUAUGGAGAAGCCAGUAUUUGGCCCGGGUUGCCCAAAAGAUGCAUCUUCCAAUGCCGUAGAAGGGUUUUUCACUUUAUCUUGUUAUGAAAAUCCAGCUGUCACUGCUUGCAGAGAAGUGCUACUGAGGAACCCAACUUCUUGGAGUGAACUGAAUAUCUCUGAAAGUUUUCAUCUCCCUCCACUGAAUGAUGGGAACAUGCGAAGAGCUAUAUUUGCUGAUGGACAUUCUGCAGGAACUAGCACUGAUUAUAAGUUUGGUUUCCAGUUCGAUGAUUUGGAAUAUGUCCGCCAAGUAGAUGACAGAAGGACCUUGGAGGACCUUUAUGCAUUUCCAACUCUUCUUCCUUGUGCAAAAGAAAAUGCGCUGCUGUCAGAAAUUUUACCUAUGCAGAAAGAUAGUGCACUAGCAUCAAGAGUUUUGAAGUUUAUUCAGAAUAUGAGUGUGAAAGAUCCUCUCCAGCCAGUGGGUAUCAUCCAAGAAUGCCUUUCCAAAUGCAUAAAUAGACAGGUCGAUCACAUAGGCAAUCAAAUCCUGUCCAAGCUAAUGGGCGAAUGGAGAUUAAUGGAUGAACUGUUUGUUUUACGUGCUAUUUAUUUGCUAGGAUCAGGUGACAUGCUCCAGCAGUUUCUGAUAACAAUUUUUGAUAAGCUUGAUAGAGGGAAUUCCUGGGAUGAUGACUUUGAGUUGAAUAAUUUGUUGCAGGAAUCCAUAAGAAACUCAGCUGACAAAAUGCUCCUGACAGCACCAGAUUCUUUGGUUGUUUCGUUAGCGAAACAUGACACACACAAUGGUGAGGAAGGUCCAUCAACUUCCAAAAAAGGUCGCGCACUUGGUUUUGGCAUUGAUGCCCUUGACAUGCUUAAUUUUACAUAUAAGGUGUCUUGGCCUCUUGAUCUAAUUGUUAAUACAGAGGCACUGAAGAAUUAUAAUCAGGUAAUGGGAUUCUUACUGAAGGUCAAACGAGCAAAGUUCGUUUUGGAUGAAACCCGAAAGUGGAUGUGGAAGGCCAGAGGCAGGACUGCGCAUAAUAUCAAACAACACCUAAUAGUGGCACAGAAGCUCCUCCAUUUUGUCGAUGCAUUUCAUCAGUAUGUCAUGGACCGAGUUUAUCAUAGUGCAUGGACUGAGCUUUGCGAUGGCAUGGCGUCUGCUACUACACUGGAUGAAGUCAUGGAAGUUCAUGAGGCAUAUCUCUCUUCUAUUCAACGACAAUGCUUUGUGGCCUCUGAUAAGUUGUGGGCUCUCAUCGCCAGUCGAGUUAAGACUAUUCUUGGAUUGGCACUGGACUUUCACAAUGUUGAACAAACUCUCAGUACUGGUGGGACAGCUUCAGCUGUGAGGGCACGAUGCGAGAUGGAAACCGACCGGAUUGAGAAGCAAUUUGAUGAGUGUGUCGUAUUUCUCCUGAGGAUCCUAUCUUUCAAGCUUAAUGUGGGCCAUUUUCCCCAUCUUGCCGAUCUAGUUACAAGAAUCAAUUACAAUCACUAUUUCAUGUCUGAUAAUGGGAGCUUCUCUGCUAUUCCUGGGUCCCGGACACGGUAG